AUGCCACCAGCAACCACGCUACUUCUGCUGUCCAUCAUCGGAGCUGCAUGUCUAGUUCCGUCAGUGAUUGCUGCAAGCGCAUAUGAUUAUGGAUUCGACACAGGACCUCUCAUCAGGAGACAGGUCAGCGAGAAUGGGAACAACCCACGGAAUCGCAUCGUUGCCAAGGGCGCUCGCCGAUCCAACGACAGUAAAUCGGUGCCACUACGUCGAGAAAUUCGAGAGUUUCAGGAGGAUGGCGACCAAUGGACGCUAUUUAUUCUGGGCCUGAGCCUGAUGCAGUUUGAUGACCAGGACGAGGCAAUUUCCUUUUACCAAAUCGCCGGCAUUCAUGGUGUGCCAUUUGUGGAAUGGAAUGGUGUUCAAGCAACGCCUGGAAACGAGCUGGCAGGCUAUUGCCUCCACGAGAACACGCUGUUUCCCACUUGGCAUCGCCCAUACUUGGCUCUGUACGAGCAAAUUCUUUAUAACCACAUCCAGCAAAUUGCGUCCUGGUACCAAGACGUGUCGACUAGAAAACGAUACCAGCGCGCUGCUGUCAACUUUCGCAUCCCAUACUGGGAUUGGGCAGCGACGCCUCCAGAGGGCGAGAGCCUGCUGCCUUUGGCAGUAAGUGGAAGCCCUGUUGUAGAAGUUGCUGGCCCCAAUGGAGUACAAAACAUCUCGAACCCCUUGUACGCAUAUGAAUUCCGACCCCUUGACGCUUCUGCCUUUUACAUGGCGCCUUGGGACCACUGGGACCGAACCCUUCGAUCACCAAGCAGCCAAGGCUCAGAGGCAACGUCCAACAACACAAAGGUGGGCUUGGCCCUUGACCAGAAUCAUGGCGUGCUUCAGCAGCGCGUGUACACCAUAUUGUCUAGCUAUGACAACUACACCACCUUCAGCAAUGAGGCAUGGUUUCCAAAGGGAGACAGCAGGCACGACUCGAUCGAGUCGGUCCAUGACGCCAUACACAGCAUCGCGGGACUUGGUGGACAUAUGACCUACAUACCCUUCUCAUCAUUCGACCCCAUCUUUUGGUUGCAUCACACGAACCUCGAUCGCCUGUUUACAAUCUGGCAAGUCGUACACCCAGAUGUAUGGAUUGAACCACAACCAGCGAGCAUGGCGUCUUACACAACCUCCGCAGGGGACAUUAUGACUUCCAAGACUCUGUUGGCCCCCUUUUUCGCCGACGUCAACGGUACCUUCUGGACCUCAGACACGGUGAGGGAUCCCGAGGUUUUCCAGUACAACUACAAAGAGACGGCCGGGGCCAGGUUUGCCGGCAAGCCCCAGACAGAGGAUGAAACGGCGGCCCAGAUCCGGGUCAUCUCAACCAUCAACAGACUCUAUGGGCAGUCAAGCCCUGCACGCCUGGCUUAUUCCCCAUCGUCCCUGCACAGAUCAAAGAGCUUCAAGGCGCAUACCACCAACACCUUCACUGACGCAGCAGCGACUGGUGACUCGUCGAGAUCGAUAUUGCAUCGUGGCCGCAGCUACCGUGACUGGACCAUCAAUGUACACGCCGAGAAACAGGAGCUUGAAACCACGUACUUUGUCCACUUCUUCAACGGCUUCCCACCGGCCGCGGCAGAUAGUUGGAUAUCUGCUCCCAAUCUCAUAGGAACACUUAGCAUGUUUGCCUCGCCCAACAGCAUAGGCAUGGUGGCAGGGGCUGGCGCCAAUAAGAUCAACCUUGUCUCUGGCACGAUCCCCCUCACUUCACACCUUGCGGGAAAGGUUGCCGAUGGUGAGCUUGCAAGUUUGGAGGUCGACCAAGUAGAGCCCUACCUGAAGCGUUUAUUGCAGCUGCGGGUAGUGCUUGUUGAUGGGACACCCAUCGAUAGACGUGCCGUGCCGAGUCUUCACAUAUCGCUGGUUAGCUCCGAGGUCAUGGCGCCCGAGACCGAAUUCGAGCUUCCGAAGUGGGGAGACUCGGUUCAUCAUUUUGAAAUUUGCUGA
This is a messenger RNA of Pyricularia oryzae 70-15, 1947 nucleotides long. RefSeq names its product tyrosinase. The transcript has 4 exons. The coding region runs from base 1 to 1947 and encodes 648 amino acids. Gene Ontology annotation, molecular function: oxidoreductase activity. The record is from RefSeq and is a predicted model, not a curated record. NCBI's taxonomy places the organism in Eukaryota, Fungi, Ascomycota, Sordariomycetes, Magnaporthales, Pyriculariaceae.